ACGGCCAAGUUGGCAUUUAAACAUCAUAAACUCAUACACAUAAUUCAUAAUCAAUAUCAACUGCACUAAUUAUCAUGAUUCAUGGUCAAAGUUCCUUUCCGGAUGCGUGGAUGCAGUAUAAAUCAGAAAGUAACGUCUCAUGCAACGUGCAACGCUCGCUUUGCAUUAUCAGUCAGUCUUGGUUUUGCCUUUGGAUGAAGAUGUCUGCAUACAUUUCUGUGCUUAUUAGCGUGUUCUUUUUAGGUUUAACAGCGCAAGCGAGAUUUUGAAUUCUUCGGAAGCAGGCGUUAAUAUGUUCGACGAUAUUAUUGAGCUGUCGUUUGUUUUGUUUACACCCUGUGCCGAAGCGAGUAAUUUUUCAUUCCUAGAUGUCCUAUCAGCAGUCAAUACCAAUGGCAGUCAAUCUAUUGUAAAUGAUAUUUGGGUCACUGCGAAUCCACAGUUUAAGCAUUAUCAAAAUGGGGCAAGUGUUGACACGAAAGACGAAAAUCUUAACAGAUAUAAAAGGCAGGAAGUUACGCAUAACAUUUCUACAUACCAAGACGCUGAUCAUAAACUGUACAGAGAACUUCCAUUUUUAGUUUUCGUAGAAACUGAAGUGCCGGGAAUCGUAAAUCCAGGGAUAUUAAUAUCAGAAAAUUUUGUUCUGAUACCGGCCCACCUCAUAAAACGAAAUACCAAAGUUACAUUUGUACUUAUCGCUAGAGAACGUUUUACAAUAUCAAAGAAAAUACGUCAUCCUAUGUACCGUGGAAAACAGAAGCAUUUUGACAUUGGAUUGCUAAAGCUCGAAAAUAACAUCAACUUACAAAGCAAUGUUUUACCCGCUUGUCUAUGGCUGAAUGAUGAAAAAAGCAACGCUGAGUUGAUAGUCGCUAGAUGGAAUCAUCGCGAAGGCAUAUCAUCAUUAACGAAGCAAACGGAUAUUGUUGUAAAGGAUUUUGAAAGUUGCAUUUCCUUCUUUGAUCCAAAUAUCCUCGCAAUAAAUAAUAUAUCAUUUUUAGAUCAUCAGAUGUGUAUCGUCAACGAAAUGGAGGACGCAAUGGAUUUGAGUGGUGGACCGUUGUACGUGGAUUUGGUUCAUGACGAUCAUAUUGUUCCAUUUGUGAUUGGAAUAGCUUCAACGGCCACAAGAGCUAAUUUGUACGAAAUCGAUAUAUUCACAAAACUCUCCAGAUUUGGCAAUUGGAUUGCCGAAACAAUGCGCGAAGAAGGUGAAGAAGUAUCGUUUGAACCAUUAGAAUGCGCCAAACGCCAUUUACAAUAUCGACGUCAAAUUAACGGUUCGAAAUUAUUCGAUUCGAGCAACACCAUUGACUACAUGGUAUCCAUUCACGGCAAUCCAGAUGCAAAUCAGACAAUCAAAUGUACCGGAGCAUUAAUCGGAAAAGAUGUCGUGGUCACAUUGGGACAGUGUGUGAUCAAUUUCAUGCCUUAUUCAUCCUAUGUGGUUUUCGACGAUCGAUCAACCAUCAACAUAAAAAAUAUCAUCAUACAUCCUAACUACACGGCCAAUACCCUCUACAAUAAUAUAGCGAUAUUAAAGCUUGUGUCGGAAGCAUCUAUUACUCCCGCUCAAAUAGCAGCAAUUCACUCAAAACAUAAUAAAAUAACCUUGUACGCUACUGACGGAUCAAAAGAUAAGCACUACUUCUCCGUCAAUGGACUUUCACUCAAGUUCAGUGACGAAUGCGUCCUUUCCGACGACCACCGUUUUCUACUCCUAGAAGGAUUGCAGCCGGAGCAUUUGUGCCUCCAAAGCGAUUAUGCACUUGUUCCGGGAAGCUGUGAGGCACACCCAAGUACAGUUGUAUAUUGGGAGCGGUAUGGAACAAAAUACUUGCUAGGGUUAUACAUGGCUGGGGGACACUGUGGCUUUGGAGAACAAGCAAUCGGUCUUUACAUUUAUGAGCAUAAUCUCUGGAUCAAUUCGGUGAUCAAUUCACCAUCAAGCAAGUCACGCGAGUACAUCGAUCCUUUCUUGAAUCUAUCAGAUGUAUGUUCGUAUGCAAAUGGAAGGAGAGGUACAUGCGUGAGCCAAACGAGCUGUCCGAAUGUGCGCCAACGGGUGGAAAAUAAUUUGCCAAUAUUCUACUGCAAGAACAGAGCAGUGGUUUGCUGUCUCUCAGAUUCUGAAACACAACUGGAAGCGGAAAAUGAAAUAACGUUUGCGAUAAAUCGCUGUUAGACACCACUGAUAUUGUAAAUCGAGGAAUAAUAUUACACAUAUGAUUAUAUUACCACGCUUUGUUUACUCAUUAGAUUAUGUUUCUUCUCAGACACUGUAUAAUUUUUCAGGGGAUCAAUUUUGCAAUUUUACACCAUUAAAACUAAAUAUAAUUUGGCGGAAUGUUCAUCUCAACACAAAGUUGUUUCUAUUAUUCUCAAUCAAUAAAGUCCUGUUCAGACAAAAUUCGGCCACCUAUUUUAAAUUUUAAUAUGGUCACCAAUAGUGCUAUAUGAAACUUUUUCAUAGUUAUUUGAAGGUAUUGGAGCAUAACAUAUAAUUUUGCAACAGUUUUUAUAUGAACGUGUUCAAUAGUUAUUAACGUUCGAAUAACAGUGUUGUAAAAAAAGGUUACACAAUAGAGGUUUGUAGGUAAAGGCACAAAACACGGACUUGCAUAACCAAUGACAUAAUAAACUCAAACAUUUCUAAAAAAUAGUGCCUGUAUUAAUAGACAUACGACCAUAUCGGAAUGUUCUGUAAAUAAAA
Messenger RNA from Anopheles merus, 2716 nucleotides. RefSeq lists its product as uncharacterized. Gene Ontology annotation, biological process: proteolysis. NCBI's taxonomy places the organism in Eukaryota, Metazoa, Arthropoda, Insecta, Diptera, Culicidae. The transcript is spliced from 11 exons. Bases 293 to 2188 code for a protein of 631 amino acids. Gene Ontology annotation, molecular function: serine-type endopeptidase activity. The record is from RefSeq and is a predicted model, not a curated record.